Messenger RNA from Orussus abietinus, 2846 nucleotides. RefSeq names its product sister chromatid cohesion protein DCC1. NCBI's taxonomy places the organism in Eukaryota, Metazoa, Arthropoda, Insecta, Hymenoptera, Orussidae. The transcript has 9 exons. Gene Ontology annotation, biological process: mitotic sister chromatid cohesion; maintenance of mitotic sister chromatid cohesion. Gene Ontology annotation, cellular component: nucleus; chromosome, centromeric region; chromatin. The record is from RefSeq and is a predicted model, not a curated record. Bases 183 to 1382 code for a protein of 399 amino acids.
CCGACGUAUUUGGUAUCUGAUGACAUUCACCGGUGAAAGUCGACAUUUUCCAAUUUCGGUCAUUCACGGUAACAUCACCACUCUUUGAAUCUUGUAUUUAAUGGCAACAUCUUAAAAGAGCGCGAGAAUAAAACUCCGUCGCUUCUGACACUUAACUUGAACUUUCAUUUGACGUUUUCACGAUGACAACUGUCAAUCGGUUAUUAAGAACGAAAGAAGAUGCGAAUAAAGUCCUAGAGCUGGCAAAACUAGACCCGUUGAGUUUUACUGGAGUAACGCAGGUUCUAUACUCCAAUACACAUGAGAAUGCAUCUUUGAAAUUGUUGGAAUUGGAUACUCACUUGCUCGAGGUAUUGAGUGAAGGAGACACCUUAUCGUUUCGAGGGAAUAAACACGACCCCGCUGUUCUCUGUACAAAGAAUCGCACGUAUGACUUAAAAGCAGCAGAAACGUCUAAUUCUUUGCUAGUGGUUUCGAAUAUGAAAUUUGCAGAACAGACAAGCCUUGUUAAUACUAAUCAUCAAGUUGUGGAAAGAUGUGAUGUUCAGGGAAUCUUUCAUACGUAUUUUGAGGUACGGGAGUGUAAACCAAAAUUGAGUCGAUUACGUGAUCUUUUGGAGCCAUCGUCAUUUAAAGGAAUGGAAUAUGAAAAAAAUAUCGAGCCUGAAACACUUUACAAUUGGGAUAGGUUACAAAAUGAAAUGCAAGCUAGCGAAGAAGAAUUGAAACAGGCUUUAAAUGAAUAUUUCAUCGUACCUAUGAAUGGUUAUAUGCGUCUUAUAUCAUUCGAGUAUGAAGCGAGAGCUUUAUCCUUUAUAUUAGAUUAUGUUGGAGAAAAUUCAUGGGAGUUUGACGAAGUAGAUAGAGAAGAUACUUAUGAAUCCUUAAAAGAACUUAUUCCCAAGACUGUUUUUGAUGUCAUUUUCAAGAAAUAUACAGAACCAAGUAUCAAAACGAAAAAGGAUGGUACUUCCUUGUACAGGUUAAAUGAAGAAAAGACCUGUAAAUUCCUAGCGCAAUUGUUACUUAGUGCAUCACCAGUUAACGAUUAUGUACAGUUUAUGGAAGCAUGGCGAAUAGGGGUGCCAGAAAAAAUGUCCGUGAAGAAGGAAUAUUUAAAUGGAAUAGCCUUAAUUGUACCCAAUAAAGGGAAAAUGAAAAAAGACGUGAUCGCAUUUCCAGAAUACAAGUUACCAAAUAAUAUAAAGGACAGAUUAAAAGAACUGUUCAAAGUAAAGGAAAAGUGGACAAUAGAAGAAAUAUCACCAUAUUUAUCGAACGUGGCUACGUACAAAAUGGACGUGAAAGCCAUAUUAACAAAAUUUACUAGAUCUUCCACAGUGAAUGGAGUUAGAUAUUACAGUGCCAAAUACGGCAAAUAGCUUCACCUACUGAUGCUUGUAUAGUAUAAUGAGCUGGAGUACUACAAGUGAUGACAAUAGUUAACGCAUUACACAGCCCAUUACGAUUAAUUCCUAGGAACUGAGAAAACACGGCCUCGUGCAUGAACUGCUGAUAGUAUUUCACAGUGUAUGGAAUAAAGUUUCAUACUUGACCAACACACUGUCGCAUCUUUCAUAAGUGUUCUGACUUGAAGAAAGUUUCGAAAAUACCAUAAAAAUACCAUAUGAAGGUUACGUAAUACAUGUAUACCGAGGGACAUAUAUAAAGCUAUAAAUCCGUUGGUUCCAGGAUAACGGUGUCGGGGAUGCGGCAGCCGAACGAGAGGAAAACGCAGUCUUGUUCCGAGUUACACUUCUAGACUACUACCCAUCGCUAAUUAUUCUACGCGUAACAUUCCGUUAGCAGUCAAACCUUUCUAAAAACGCGGUGUAAGUGCAGUUUAUUGGACCUGGAAUUCACACCUAGGCGUUUGUUUUUUCAGGCCUAGCCUGGAAGCAGACAGAAGACGUGUAUUUCGGAUUUGUGUAUAACAAGCCCUUAAUGCUUCAACAGGGUAUACUUAUAACCAUGUGUAUAAAUGCUUCGUAUGAAUUACCCGUCUAAAUAGCGGUAUCGGUUCUUUCUUUCGUUUCGAAGUGUCCUACAUUGUAAUUGCUGCAAAAACGACAAUCUCGAGAAUGAAAUGAUUCGCCUUAAUACAAACAAUCGUCAAUUCUUUACUUUAUACAACAUACAUCAUGCGAUUGUACGGAGUUGCCUAUAUUAUCAGUAACGUGUACGAGUCUUCUUUGCCGAAAAACAGCACUGCAAAAAUGUAAAUCCUACUAAAAGGAAAUAAGACAUUAAGUGAUUUAAAUGCUACGGUGGCGCCUGCGGGCCUUCCUUAAUAUUUAUAUAUAAUUUAUUUAUAAAUAUAUUUAUAUAUUUAUAUAUAUAGAACUAUCUGACUACCUUACAGGGUGACGCAAAGGAGAAUGAUUUUGUAUAGAUUAAUCCUUUAUAAAAAUUCUAAAUACUUGUUAAAGCUUCCUUUCGCUCUCGGUUGUUGGCUUGGACAGUCUACUCGAGCAUUUUUGGUUGAAGUCGUUUAUGCUUUGAGUGCACAAUCUUGAAUAGCAAGUUAAUACUUACUCGUGUAUUCGUUAUAAAAUGCCUCCUACGUCACCCUGCGCAUUGGCGACUGUCACAUGUGUAACAAAUGAUAACUGAAUUACCCUAAAACUUUGGAGGGGUUACCGCUGUAGCUGUAAUUUAGUAUAAUAUAUGCUUAGAAACAGUGACGAUCUUUUUAUCGCUAUGUCUAAUGAAUACUGUCCUUAUCUAUAAGUACGUUGAAACAAAGUGGCUCGUUUGCAAAUGUGUACAAAAGUUCAACUUGUAGCAAUAUAGUUAUCUUACCGAUGUGGUGGUAACAACCAAUCGGAAUUAAGAUGCAGACCAAA